AUGUAUCCAAGUUGGGCAUAUAAAGUAGGUGCAAGAUGGGUAUCUGAUCAUAGUACUUUAUUUUGGGGGAAUAACUCAAUCCCAAAGCCAACAAAUGUUCCAUUCAGAGCACUCAAGGUGUGGAAGAAUCAUUCUGGUUUCCUACCAUUUAUUAAAGAUUCAUGGAGUAAAGCAGUAAAAGGUAAUCCUAUAUAUAUUUUCAUGUUCAAGGUUAAGAGACUGAAAAAUGAUAUUAAGGAAUGGAAUUGGUCAGUUUUUGGGAAUGUUAAUAAAAAUAUGAAGACUGCAGAAGAGGAAAUAUUGAACUAUACCGUUGCAUCAGACCAAGAACCAGAAAAUACUAUACUCUUAAAUAAGUUGGUAACUACAAGAGGGAAGUUGGAAGUUCUUUCUCAACAACAAAAAGACAUCAUUCAACAAAAAUCAAGAGUAAUGUGGCUUAAAGAUGGAGCUUCAAAUACUAAAUUCUUCCAUGUUAAUAUGAAAGUAAGGCAAGAUCAUAACAUGGUAGUAGAGUUAGAAGAUGAUGAUGGAAACAUAAUAACUUCACAGAGAGAUAUUGCUUCAAAUAUUGUUGCCCAUUUUGAAGAAAAGUUCAAAUUCCAAGAGAUGGAGAUAAAUCAUCAAUUUUUGGAUGUAAUUCCAAAAGUAUUAAGUACUAAAGAUAAUAAAAUGCUAGAAUCAACUCCUUCUAAGGAAGAAAUUAAAACAAAUAUUUUUGAUCUCAAUCCAGAGAGUGCACCAGGACCAGAUGGAUUUGCAGGGUGGAUUUAUAGAUAUGCUUGGGAAAUUAUUGGUAAAGAUCUCACAGAUGCAAUUCAAUACUGCUGGAUAAGAAGUUUUAUACCUGAGGGACUAAAUGCAAAUUUCCUUAAGAUGAUACCAAAAACCAACAAUGCAAAAAAGGCAAAGCAAUAUAGACCUAUUGGAUUAAUGAAUUUCAGCUUCAAGAUUUUUACAAAAAAUUGGGCUACAAGGAUGGGGAGCAUAAUUCAUAAAAUGGUUUCACCACAACAAGGAGUUAAUAUAAAAGGAAGAACAAUACAAGAACAAAUUGUUUUAGAUUCUGAAAUGGUUAAUGAGUUGGAUAUCAAAAGAAGAGGGGGUAAUUUUGGGUUAAAAAUAGACAUUACACAAGCCUAUGAUUCUCUCAGAUGGAACUUUCUAUUCCAAGUCAUGAGAAAGUUUGGAGUAUCAGGUACAACAAUUUACUGGCUUCAAGAACUUCUCAAUUCAGCAAGAAUAUCAAUAUUAGUAAAUGGUGGUCCUGAAGGUUACUUCAAAAUAGGGAGAGGUUUGAGACAGGGUGAUCCCCUGUCUCCUCUUAUUUUUGUUAUUGCAGAAGAUGCUCUUAGUAGAAAGAUAACAAGUGAAAUACAAAAAGGUUCUCUGAAGGAAAUGGUAAAUAGAAAUGGAAUCAAGCCAUCUCACAUUCUUUUUACAGAUGAUGUUUUUCUGUUUUGUAAUGGGGAAAGAAGAAAUGUUAAAAAACUUAUGGAAUUACUUAAAAUCUACCAAGACUCCUCAGGACAAAGAAUCAGUAUGGAAAAAAGUAGGUGCUUUAUUGGAGGUACCAAUGACAGGAGGAAGCUUCAAAUUUCAGAAGAAUAUGGAAUCCCUUUGGCAGAAUUUCCAAAUAAGUAUUUGGGAGUUCAAUUAUUUUCUGGUGGAGUGAAAUCAUAUCAUAGAUGGCCAAAAAGAGUAAUAAAAGAAUGUGAGAGGAACAUUAGAAACUUGUUAUGGACUGGUGAUCCUUCUCAAAGGAAACAAGUAACAUUAAAAUGGAAUAAAGUGUGUUCUCCUGUUAGUGAGGGUGGACUUGGAAUAAGAAGAUUGAAAGUGGUUAAUAAAGCUCUUAUUAUGAAGCUAUUUUGGAAGAUUCAACAUGGUACAAAGGAAAUGUCAAAGUUCUUUCAAGCUAAAUUUCAGAAUAAAAAGGGUGAAUGGAUUUCAUACUACAAGAAAUCAUCAAUAUGGCAAGGAAUAAAAUGGGUGAUAGAAGAUGUACAGGAAGGUACAAUAUGGUUGGUUGGAAAUGGUGAAAAUAUAUAUGUGUGGAAGGAUAAAUGGAUACAAGACAGAGCAUUAGAAGAUAAUUUUCAUAAUCAUUCUUAUGUCCAACAAUUCCCAAACAUGAAGGUAGCUGAUCUUAUUCUUGAAGGAGAAUGGGUAAUUCCAGGUGAAAUGAUGGAGAUGAUUGAAACAAAUGAAUUACCUGUAUUAGGAGGAGGAGAAGAUAGAAGAAUAUGGACACAUAUAAUUUCAGGUGAAUUCACUGUGGCUUCUGCUGUGGAAGCAAUAAGAGAGAAAUUUCCAAAAAUGCAGUGGACAACUCAGGUAUGGCACCCAUCUAUUCAUCCUAAUAUAUCAAGUAACAUAUGGAAAUUAGUUAGGGGAAUAUGUUCCACAGAUGAAAACCUCAAGAAAAUAAAAGUUCAAUUGGCUUCAAGAUGUUGUUUCUGCAAAAAGGAAGAAGAGAAUAAAGAACACUUACUAUGGUUUUGUAACUUCAGUGAAAUCAUUUGGAAAUGGCUAGGAAACAUGUUUAAUUUCAUCAAUCCUAAAUCAUUUGAAGAGAGCCUGAAAAUGGCAAAGAAUAAGAGCCCUGCCAUUAAAGAAGUUUGGAGAGCUGCAUCUUUCAUUACAAUGAGAGAGUUAUGGUUUACAAGAAAAAAAUUGCUAUAUGAGGAAGAGGGUUUCUCUCUAGAUCAAAUUAAUAAGAAGUUUUUAAAGUUCACAAUGGAAUGUGAGGUUAGAGUGAAAGAACCAAUGUGGAAUUGCUCUUAUGAUUUACAAGUUUUGAAAGAUUUGGGGCUAAAAUGCAGAAAAGUAAAAGGUAUCUCAGGCUAUGGAUUUAUUGGUAGAACAAGCUCAGGAGAAUUCUUGGUAGCUGUUUCAGGUGGGUUGGGUGUUUCGACUGACUAUUAUGCAAAGAUACUAGCAGUUCUGAAUGCAGGAGAAUGGGCAUUAAGCAAAGGCCAUGAAGAGUUUGUAGUGAUUCCUAAACCUCCACUCCCUGCACCCAAACAUGAACCAUCACUUUUCCUGGCAAUAAAUCCAAUACCUGCAGCUCGUGUAUUACCUUUUGUUGCACCAUUACAUCAGAUUAAAGUUUUAUCUAUUUGA
Papaver somniferum (opium poppy) is the source of this 3126-nucleotide messenger RNA. RefSeq lists its product as uncharacterized. The transcript has 4 exons. The record is from RefSeq and is a predicted model, not a curated record. NCBI's taxonomy places the organism in Eukaryota, Viridiplantae, Streptophyta, Magnoliopsida, Ranunculales, Papaveraceae. The coding region runs from base 1 to 3126 and encodes 1041 amino acids.